Sparassis crispa is the source of this 2163-nucleotide messenger RNA. RefSeq lists its product as hypothetical. Gene Ontology annotation, cellular component: phagophore assembly site; Atg1/ULK1 kinase complex; extrinsic component of membrane. The transcript has 5 exons. The record is from RefSeq and is a predicted model, not a curated record. Lineage: Eukaryota; Fungi; Basidiomycota; Agaricomycetes; Polyporales; Sparassidaceae. The coding region runs from base 1 to 2163 and encodes 720 amino acids. Gene Ontology annotation, biological process: mitophagy; protein localization to phagophore assembly site; piecemeal microautophagy of the nucleus.
AUGUCCAGUGACAAGUCCGACAAGGUGGCUUACAGGUUCUACACUAAGCUUAUUCUCGUCGUCAAUCAUGCCAGGGCAACGGUUCAGCCGACAGCGCAGGCUCGGGGGGAUAUCUGGUUCAAUCUCGAGACUCCGGACACAGAACUCUUCAAGGAACAUACUCGCAUCUAUCGCUCCGUUUCUUCCGCGCACUCAUUACCGCCGUUCCGUCUACAAGUUCUUUUGGUUGUCCCCGAGUUGACAAACAACCAAGUACUAGUCUAUCUCGCGCCUGACUCAUCUCGCGUUCGCAUCGACCCGACCCCCAGGUAUAUCCUCCUAGAGUCAUGGGAUAUCAUCUUCACGCAGAAUGACUCUCAGCAUCGGUAUGGUGCCGAUGUCGCGCUCCCUACCAUGUACAAGCAAGCCAUUCCGCUGUUUCGGAGUGUGUUUACUUUGCUUCGUAUCCUGCCUGCGUGGAAGUUGUCCAGACGUUUACGUACCCGUGUUGGAGGCAACCGGAAUGGCAAUUUCAGCAUCCAAUUGCGCGUCCAGGGCAUCGACGAAGACAGAGGCGCGGAGGGCAUUUUGGGGUUUGACACGCCUCUUGCACAGACAUCUCCGCGACUAUCGAAAGACUCGCAUGAUUUCACGCCAGUUACCCACCCAGUGGGCACUCUGUCACUGUCUGUCACGUACCUCACUUCGCCCAACUUCCAGCUGGACGAACUGGAGUCGCUCUUGUCUUCGCGGUUCCUCUCGCUGGAUGAAGGACCAGAUUUUACGCCGACCCUUGUCAAGAACCAGCAGCGUGACUCCCUGUCGGGUUCCCCGGGCAGUUUACCCGUCCGUAUGUCUCUCCCUCGCUCCCCGCCUUCAUCUGUGGCGGACCGUUUCGUCGUCCCGCCUUCGAUGCAUUCGCGCACCACGUCCUUGUCCGGACUAUCUGGACUCGGUGGGAGUAGUCCGCGCUCGCAGAAUGUUGGCCUUCUGCCAAUGCGGCGGCUGUCAAAUACGGGCGCUGCAGGGUCGACUUCUGCGGUGUCAGACGCGUCGUCAUCGCGUCAAGGUGCGGCGUCUACGGGCUCAAGGGACGACAUCCCCCCCGUGUCUGCACUCGCUGCGCGACUCAGGAAGGAAAGCCUCGGCACCGGAAGAGGCAGCGAUUUCAUACCCUCUCCGGGGCCAGUUCCGAUUCGGCGUCCUAUCAACCCUGUGAACCCGUUCAAGUCUUCGACGCUGUCAUCUGGCUCUCCCUCUCUACACUCCCCAUCACCAUCGCUGCGACAACACUCGCCCUUGUCUUCCGGCGGGCCAUCCUUGCCCUCUAGGCCCGCACAUACAUCACCAACUUCAUCCCGUGCUCACGUCCCGCAGCGUUCGGGGAGUAAGGCACCACCAUCGCCUGUCCCACUGCCCCGGUCGUCUCCGCCUUAUGCGCCAUCGAGUCUGGGUGGGCGCUCACUAACGUCUGUAGAGGGAGUUAUUUUGGAGGGGUCACCGAGGCUGACGGGGAAGAGGUACUCGAGCAGUUUUGGACAUCGGUAUGCCGCAACGGGCGGCGUAGGCAGCGAGGGGAGCGCGGGGAGCGGUGCCAAGGAAGGCGAGCGAGUGGCGAGCCCCUCAUUUUUGAGCACAAACACGGACGACGACGAUAUCUCCGCGUUCGUGCAGGACAUCGACGCGCGGAAGCCGCUCGGCGGUCUGCGGGAGCAGAGCGCGUCUUCUUCGCCUGCACGCUCCCCACACAGCCCCGACAUCCCGGAGGGCCCGCACGAGACCCUGCCCAGUGUCGUCCAGCGCACGCGCUCUCUCUCCUUGAACGAGCCGAUGCUGACGACGGAGUCCGCGGUGGACGAGCGCCUGCGGCAGAUGAACGAGACAUUCAUGGCGAGCUUGCAGGGGCUCGGCGGGCGACGGCGAGAGCGCGGGGACAGCAUUCGCGCUCGCGGCGGCAGUACACACACACGAUCGCCGGUGAACCCUGUGGACGUCGGUAGCGAGGGUGGCCCCGAGCGGGUGGGCAUCAAUGUGGAUGCGGCGAGGGUGCCCCCGGCGUAUGUGCGGCCCCGGUUUGCGUCGACGGGAAGCGCGCGCUCGGGCAUGAGCGUCGCAUCGGGGGAGGUGUUAGGACGGAUGGAUCCGGAGGUCGAGGAUGAUGCACAGAGCGACCCGGGGAGAUGA